Molecule: messenger RNA, 213 nt
Organism: Dictyostelium discoideum AX4
Lineage: Eukaryota; Evosea; Eumycetozoa; Dictyosteliales; Dictyosteliaceae
Exons: 1
Coding region: 1-213 (70 amino acids)
Source: RefSeq, a predicted model, not a curated record
AUGUGCAAAAACUUCAUUUCAAAUCUUAAAUCCAAAACCUUUUCAACAUUUUCAUCUAUCUUUGGUUAUUUUCAAAAUAAUAAAAAUAAUAAUAAUAAUAAUAAUAAUAAAUUAAUAUUAGUAUACCAAAUACCAAAAAGUACAAAGAAUAUACUUUUAGAUAAUAAUGGUAGACAAGCAUUCACCAUAAAAUAUUUUUUUCAAUUUCUAUAA